Tetranychus urticae (two-spotted spider mite) is the source of this 1421-nucleotide messenger RNA. Its product is annotated as neo-calmodulin. The record is from RefSeq and is a predicted model, not a curated record. Lineage: Eukaryota; Metazoa; Arthropoda; Arachnida; Trombidiformes; Tetranychidae. Gene Ontology annotation, molecular function: calcium ion binding. Gene Ontology annotation, cellular component: myosin II complex.
AUCGUGAGUAAGUAUAAGUGUGUAAGUAAGAGAGCCAACCUGCCUACUCUAUCAUCGAAAAUUGUCCAACCACCAAAUCUUCGUCCUCAGUUGUUCCAAGCAAGGAAAGAUCUUUACUUUCAUCCUCCUUGUCAUCUGCUCUGUAUUUUGCGUGUCAGUGUAUUUCAUUUUUCAUUACAUUCGCCAUCUAACCCGCCUCCUUUCUUCGGCAAACUGCUAGUGAAUCCAUUUUGUAUAUCGUUUUGCAAAAAAUUGCUAUUUAUUUCAGCUUCAUUGUGUGAAAAACUUCGUACUCGUUCAGUUGUAAUUCAUCAAAAAAACUAGACAACCAGCUUCCAUCCAAUUAAACAAUUACACAAUGGCUGAAAAAUUUGAAGUUAAAGAAAGUGAUUUGAAAGAUUAUUUCAACAGUCUUGCCAAUAAAGAUGGUAAACUUGAUAUACCAACAUUCAAGCACGUCUUAAAACAACUUGGACUUCAUCCGGACGAAGGUAUCGUUACCCAAACCAUCGAGGAAAUUCAAAGCGAUGGAUUUAUAACCGAAGAUAAAUUGAAGGCUUUCUUGGACACCAUUGCUGAAAAACAUGCUAACCUUCGUAAGCUUUUUGACUGGAUUGAUGCUGAUAAAAAUGGUUACCUUGACCGAUACGAGAUAAAGAUGGCUUUUGCCAUGUCAAAUAAGCCUUUUACUGCUGAAGAUGUUGAAAGGUUGAUGACAGAAGCUGAUACUGAUAGAGAUGGAAGAAUCAGUUUCCUUGAAUUUAGGCAAAGUCGAAUGUCUAAUUUGUUUACUGAUGUUUGUUAAAUUCACGUCAACACUGCCUAAAUUAUGUUAACGUCUACAAACAGCCAAUAUCCAAUCAUAACAUCAACAGUGUUCAACAACUACAACGACUGCAUAUCCAGAGAUAAAAAGGAGGAAUAAGAGAGUCUCAAGAAAAUGGUAAAAUUGUGGAUCAAAAUAACAACAAUUCAGCAGGAGUGGAAACCCAAAGUACACCUAAAACAAAAGUCAAACCAACACUCACUCAUACUCACAUCAAACAUUUACAUCCAUCAUAAAGUCAAUAAUUAAUCCACUGAAUUAUUUUGCAAAAAAUUUUCAGUCAAUCUUUACCUACACUAGUCAAUCUUUUUUUGUCAACUAAACUCUUCCUCUCUUAAUCUUCUAUUCAUCUCAAUAUCUCUCUUUAAUUACUGUAUCACCCGUUUCACUUAUCAUAAUAAGCGUCCUAACUAUCGACUAGGCCGAUCUGUAUCGUUAUGAUGAAAGGAGAUCAAAUGAAAGAAACGUUUUACAAAAAUUAACCACAAAUGUGCUUUUUCGGUUCCUCACAAGUCAACAAUUUAAUAGACUCAAUAGAGAUCAAUGUAACCAGCAAGUGUAAGAUUUUCAAAUGAAGCUGUAAAAUUUGACAUAA